CCCACCAGUUCCGCCCACCUGUGCCCAGCAGUGCACCCACCUAUGCCCAGCAGUGCGCCCACCAGUGACCAGCAGUACACCCUCCUGUGCCCAGCAGUGCACCCACCUUUGCCACCCAGCAGUGCCACACACCUGUGCCCAGAAUCAGUGCCACCUAUCAGUGCUGUCUAUCAGUGCCGCCUAUCCGUGCCACCUCAUUAGUGCUGCCUAUCAGUGCCGCCUAUCCGUGCCACCUCAUUAGUGCUGCCUAUCAGUGCCGCCUAUCAGUGCUGCCUAUCAGUGCCAACCAGUGCUGCCUAUCAGUGCCCAUCAGUGCCACCUAUUAGUGCUCAUCAGUG
Messenger RNA from Staurois parvus, 338 nucleotides. Lineage: Eukaryota; Metazoa; Chordata; Amphibia; Anura; Ranidae. The record is from the annotation of a GenBank genome assembly.